Molecule: messenger RNA, 2219 nt
Organism: Leucoraja erinaceus (little skate)
Lineage: Eukaryota; Metazoa; Chordata; Chondrichthyes; Rajiformes; Rajidae
Product: xanthine dehydrogenase-like
Exons: 7
Molecular function (GO): oxidoreductase activity; iron ion binding
Source: RefSeq, a predicted model, not a curated record
GCACUGUUUCAGUAUUUGCCAGUGAUGGUUCAGUUAUAAUAUCACAUGGUGGAAUUGAAUCAGGUCAAGGAUUGAAUACCAAGGUUGCUCAAGUAUGUGCCUAUAUGUUGGGGAUUCCAAUUGAUACUGUCCUCAUAAAACCGACCACAACUGAUAGCAGCCCAAAUUCUGCAGCAACAGGUGGCAGUAUCACCAGUGAGCUAAACUGUAUGGGUGUACAACUUUGUUGUGACAUACUGAAGCAGAGAAUGAAGCCGGUGAAGGAUAAACUUCCUCCGGGCACGUCCUGGAAGGACCUGGUCGCUGCCUGCUAUCAAGCCAAGGUGAAUUUGACUGUACAAGAUUGGGUGUGGCCUGACCCACGGCCAGAAGGAGCUCCACAAUAUAACUCGUAUGGGGUGACUGUGGCUGAGGCUGAAGUUGACGUCCUCACAGGAGAGAACCAGAUCACCCAAGUGGAUAUACUUUUCGAUUGUGGUGAAAGCAUGAACCCUGAUGUUGAUGUUGGACAAGUCGAAGGUGCUUUUAUCAUGGGCAUGGGAUAUUGGCUAAUGGAGAAGAUGGUUUACGAUCCAAAGACUGGGGCUGUGCUGAAUGCAGGAACAUGGGAAUACAAACCACCGCUCAGCAAGUGUAUACCUGUCAGCUUCAACAUCGAGCUGCUGAAGAAUGCUCCCAACCCAAUGGGUGUUCUGCGCUCUAAGGCCAGUGGGGAACCGCCCCAGUGCAUGUCCUGUGCAACGUUAUUUGCGGUGAAGCGAGCUAUUGAGGCUGCGCGAGAGGAUACUGGACACAACUCGUACUUUCCACUAGAUGGACCCGCAACUGUCGAUGUCAUCCAGACAAGCUGCCUCGUGGAUUACAAAAACUUCACAAUCUGAAAACCGCACAGUGAUAUGCUACUACCGAAUAAUGUUAAUAAUGUGACAUUGUUUUGUCUUUACCACUAAGCGCGAUGUCAUGCAAUAUCACCGUGAUUGCCUUACAGUCUUGUACUUCACUGUUUAACCCUAUAACAAUCGCUUGUUUGUAUCUGAACUAAUACCUCUCCGAUAAAUGCAAUUGGGGAAAGUUAAUGUCUCAUUCCAUGGUUUCCACAGAUUUCCAGUUGAACUGGAAUAGACUCCAGAGAAUCCCCAUUAAGCAUCAAUGCUAUUAUUAACAAAUAAGGCUAAUCUAUUUAACAAUUUGCAGUAUAACCUUCAACCCAUGAACUUGAAAAUGAGAGCACAUACUGCAUUUAAUUUUGAUUGGAUUUGUUUAAAAUGGGAUUUUAGUGAAGCAAACCGUUUAAACAAUUCUCAAUCAUUUAAUAGGAGUCGAUUAGAACUUCAACCCGAACUAUUCACUUUGAAUGGAUAAUUGAAUGAGUUUAUAUUCUUGCCAAAAGAUGGAUAUUUUAGCAUAUGAGGAAGCCAUUUAAUUUGCAGUCCCUGUGGCACCUCUUUGCCGGUUAGGAUGGCACAGUGCCACAGCAGAUAGUGUUGCUGCCUCACAGCACCAGAGACCCAGGUUCGAUCCUGACGUCGGGUGCUGUAUGUGUGGAGUUUGGAUGUUCUCCCUGUGAUUGUGUGGGUUUCCUCCGGGUGCUCCGGUUUCUACCUCCAUCCCAAAUAUGUGUGGGUUUGUAGGUUAUUGGCCUCUGGAAACUGUCUCUUAGCUUAUAAGGAGUGGGUGAGAAAGUGGAAUAACAUAGAACUAGUGUGAAUGGGAGAUCAACUUUUGACGAGGUCUCUGGAUGAAACCCACACAGGUCAUGGGGAGAACGUACAAACUCCAUACAGACAGAACCGGCAGUCAGGAUGGAAGCCGGAUCUCUGGCGCUGUAAGGCAGCAAUAUUGCUUUGCCACUGUGUUGCCAAACUAAAGUAAAAUCAAAAACUAAUUCAAAUUCAGUUUUUUAUCUCUUUGUUUCAAAUGUUUCUAUGGCUAUGAAUUCUACAGUCUAUGCAUGAGAGAUUUUUCAUAUCACUUUCAUAAAGUUCUCAACAAUUCCACCAAAGCAUCUUUAGCUUCUGUAACCAAGGCCUAAUUUGGACCACCUACGUUGCAGCAAAUCUACAAGGUUAGAUCAUUUACCGUUGAUUACUUAAUACCCAACAUCUGUCAUUUUUUCCCCUUUGCUUACUAAGGACAUAUGUCUGUUACUGACACAGCCAACUAUUCCUGCCCAUCUCUAAUUGCCUUUGAGAAUAUGCUGCUGAGCUGUGCUUUGCCGU